GCUUUUACACACAAAUAGCAAAAUAGUAAUUUUUAUUAAAAAAAUUGCAACAUUAUUUCGUUUCGUUGACACUUCGAAUAUUUGUUUAUGUUUACACUAGUUUUUAUGUCAUUUGCGGCGGUUAUUACAUCUGGCAAGCGUGUGUUUCUUGUUCUGUCCAAUUUUGCACGGAACUUGUUCUCGUUAGAAUGUUUUCUAUAUAACGCGCAUGAAAAACUGCAAUUUUAUAUUAUUUGGAUGUUUUCGUUUCGUGGUUAUUUAUAACUAAAUAGUUUUAUUCAUAAUGACGGUAUAGGUUAAAAUCCAAAGGUUUGAUACUAAUGUGUUGUGUGUGAAUUUUGUUAAAAAUUUGCAAAGCAGAUGGUGAUUAAUUGGUUGUCAACGAGUGUCAGUUCUGUGUGAAAAACAAAAAGGAUCGCCAAAAAUAGUGAAAGGCGAUAUAAAGUGAAUUCGUGCACAUUCCGGUUCUGACUUUUUAUACUUUUCAACAUUUGCUUAAAACUAUGAAAGAAAUUGCGUAAUUAUGUUGGAAGAGCAUAUAUAAAUCGAAAUAUUGUGGCCAACGCAUUGUUAGUAUAAAAAAAUGAAAUUACUAAAAGUAAUGGAAACGCUUUUAGGAAAUUUACAAAAAAGUGCGUAAUUAAAUAAGUAUUUAUUCUUCUGAAUAAAUACCAAUUCUGUGAAAAACCGACUGAGUCGCGUGUGUGUCAACCGCAUGCUGAAGUGUAUAUACUUCUUUAAAUAUAAAUAAAUAUAUAAAGAUCACUGCGACAGAACACUAAAAUUCUGUGGCUAUUGCUUAUAUUUAAAUUCGUCUACCCUCACACUUUGCAAAGCUAUCCACAUGCAAGCGAUUGUGCUUGCAAUGUGAAUACGCAUGCUGAUACAGUGCCGGUAGACGAGCGAAACCCAUAUGCAAAGCUGAAGAACACACGAAUAUGCCAGCUGUUGAUUCUUCCAAAGUAUUUGGUAAUUCGAGUUCAUACGAAUACAAUAAAACAACAAUAGCAACAAUGACCACAACAUCCGGUGGAGCUGCUAGUUUGGGCAAUAUUGGCGCAAAUUCGGCCCAAAAACGCGCUUCAACCUCUGAAACGUCCGGUCUUCCCGAUGCUGUUUCGCAUUUCUACUAUAAACAUGGUCUCUUCCUCUCCAGCUAUCCAACAUGUGCCACUAGCAUUGCUAUUAUGGCAAUAUUACUGUCGUGUUACCCGCUCAUCAAUGUGCCAUUGCCCGGCACCAUACCCACGAAAAUAAUGCUACCGUUCGACGGUCGUUACUCACUUUUCGCAGAACAACCACAACAGAAUGUCUCAUUGGUGCGGAAUUUCUUCAGUCCCCCUACCAGCAGUAAUUUCAGCUAUGAUCCACCAUUUCCAUGGGCAAAGAGUUCACCUGUAUUCUACGUACAACAGAUAAUGCUACGCACUAGCGUGCUACCCUGGACCGAAGACAUGCAGCUAAUGGACGCCUAUCGUGCGCCGCUCUACGAAGUUUUUAAAUUGCUGGAAAUCGUGCGCAAUCAUGAAAGCGCCGACAAUAAACGCACCUUGGAUCAAUCUUGCUGGCAUGUGGAUAAUGUGAAGCGUUCGCGCGAUGAAAAAGUAUUAUUCCCCGAAUACAAUUGCUUGGUAUUGUCGCCGGCGAAUUUAUGGUCUCAAGAUGUGCAAAAUUUUACGAAUGACUCAAAUCUCUUGAACAGCAUUUUUCAAUAUCAUAAUCUCCAAAAAACCAAAGUCUCCAUUGCCGAAAUGCUCUUCGGCGUACCAAUGCAAGAUAGCGGCUUCAAGCGUUAUCCGCUUCGUUCGCGUUCGCGCAUAAUACAAUAUGCCAUCACAUUGAUACUGAAGCAAAAUGAUCAGGAGUACUUGAGUACGCUAAAGCACAAACUCUUCCAAUACUAUCCACCGCUGCAACUGAAUCCUACAACAACAACAACUAGUGAGCACUCAACAGCAAGUGAACAACCAAUAACAAAAGUCGAAGAUGAGAAAUCUGCAAUCACUUACAUUUUCUAUCCAGAUGAAUUUAAGCUGUGGGAAUUUAUGCCGUUAGCCAUUGCCUUUGUGUUGUUGUUCUUUUAUAUGUAUUUUUCGGUGCGUAAAAUCGAAAUAAUACGUUCACGGCUGUUACUCGCCAUUUGCGCUGUUAUAACAGUGCUGGGCAGUCUGACCAUGUCGCUGGGCGUUUGCUCAUUCUUCGGCCUCACCAUUAGUUUGCAAUCGAAGGAUGUAUUCCCCUAUUUGGUUAUACUUGUAGGUCUGGAGAAUUGUCUCGUCAUAACGAAGAGCGUCGUUUAUACGCAAGAGACGUUCGAUGUGAAGAUACGCGUUGCCAAAGCGCUCAGCAAGGAGGGUUGGCAUAUCUCCAAGACGCUGCUGACCGAGAUCACCAUACUCACCAUUGGCUGCAUCACAAUGGUGCCGGUCAUUCAGAAAUUCAGCAUCUUCGCCAUUAUCGGUUUGCUCUCCGAUUUCAUGCUGCAAAUGUUGCUCUUCCCCACCAUACUCGCAAUGAAUAUCAAAUUGCCGGAAUACACGACCGAAGCGAAGCAUUUGCCGAAAAUGAUGUUAAGAUGCACGAUGACUAACAACACGGCCACACCACCGCCCGGUGGUUUCGGUAUGCUGCCGAAUGGACGUAAUGAUUAUCGUUUCUACGAUAAAAGCCAAUCGUAUGUGUCGCUGGCGGGCGAUGUGUCGACCACACCACACCAACCGUUGAGUAAUGGGGGCUUCGGCAUGUUCCAUCGUUCACAAUCGCACCCCAAACUCACAUUUGCAGAUCUCAAUACACACCCGGCCGACUUGACCGCGAAGACGGGCAUACAACCGAAUAAAGAUGGACGCAUACCGAAGCGGCUGCGCAUCGUGAAUUUCUGGGCGCGUACACGCUUCUUUCAGCGCGCCUUCAUGAUUUGGAUGAGCGUUUGGAUUUGCACGAUCGUCUACAAUUCGGGCUGUUUGGAGAAUCUGUUCGCCAUGGACGGCAAUCGUACAGCGUACGGUAACGACGGAACGCAACGAUUUGUCAAAACACACGAACAAAGCGCCGUUUCGAGCUUCUUCACGAAUAUGCAGCAUGUCAUAAAUGGCGCCGCAACAGCUGGACAGGACGGGGAUGGUAAGAGCGGUGAAGUGAAAGGACAACGCAGUGGCCGUUUGUCAAAGGGUGAGAAGUCUGGCUCAGAUGGCAAAAAGAAAGGCUCGACCGACGAUGGCGCCAUUAAUGACACGGACGCCGAUCUUCGUCGUCUGCUCUAUCCCGACUACGAAAUGAACUAUUUUCUCUCGAAUUUUCACUGGUGCGCCAUCAUGAAACAAUACAAUAUUUCACUAAGUGGACGUUACGUAACCUUACUACCCACCAUCAAGCUAUCGCAUCCGAUUAGCGCCGAAGCGGCGGUACUCAUACGCAACCCCAAAGAGAAGGUGGCGCAAAACUUCCAAUGGAAAGCGCUGGCCGCUGCACUCGACCCCAUUGAUUUCAACGACGAUGAACGUCGCGAAUCGCCCAUGGUGUUUCCAGGCGGUACACCACUCUACCCCAAAAGUCCAAUGGAAUUUUUUUUUGUAAUUUCCAUGUGUUUGAUCAGCAUUUUUGUGCUCAGCUACACAAUGGUCGUCUUCUAUCGUUGCAUUUGCACGCGCAACUAUGCCGAGUGGCGUUCCAGUUGGUAUGAGUCGUCGGAAAUACAGCAGAAAACCGAACACAUACUCGAGGGUGUGCCAACGAAAAUUGCUGGACACAAGCAUACGGUCGAAUGUUUAAUAACCGAUGGUUCGCAUAUCAUCAGCUGUUGCCUGCGUGGCCAAGUGAAGGUGUGGGACUCACGUAGCGGUGAGAAUUUGACGGCAAUUCAUCGUGAACAUAUGCAAAUUGCAACGAAACGUGAAGACGAACAGGUGACACUUGAACGUUUGCCCUACUCGCCGAUCUGGUGCAUGAAUGCGUUUGAUAACCUCGUUGCGGUGGGCUGUGCCAAUGGACGCAUUGAGUUGUGGGAAACACCAGAUGGUGUCCUGAAGUGCAUUUCACCUGGAGAGGUGAAGUCUAAUCAAGGCAUAACUCAUAUCUAUAUAAAUGGUGAUCGGGUCAUUGUGGCGCGUUUAUGUGGGCGUAUAGAGUUCUUCCGACUGGAAACCUAUUGCAAAGGUCAACAAAUCGAUUGGAAUUUCACGUCGGCAUACAGAAGAACGCACACCCGCACCAGUUCAGCUGGCAGCAUUGGUCUCAUGCAUCAUACACAACAACAACGCACCUAUUUUACCGGCCAAUCGCCGCCGCCCUCCAACAAAGAGGAAAUGAAAAUUAGCCUAGAAGCAGUACGUUUCGCGCAUCAACAGCCCAUUACCUGCAUGGAGGUAUCCAAUGGCAUGGUCUUCACCGGCAGUCAGGAUCACACACUUAAAGUGUACAGUCUAACGAACGCUAACAUCGAAUACACACUACACGGUCAUUGUGGGCCGAUAACGUGCCUUUUCGUCGACCACUGGCAACCGGGCACUGGUGGCUCUGGUUCCCAAGAUGGUAUGUUAUGCGUGUGGGAUUUGUUCACCGGCGCUUGCAUGUACAAUAUACAAGCACAUGAUGGCGCCGUCACCGCGUUGGUGUGCGCACCCACAUAUGUCAUAUCGCUGGGCGUGGAUGAGCGUAUUUGUGUGUGGGAACGUUUUCAAGGCAACCUAUUAACGACGAUCAAUAUAUUGAACGCAUAUUCGAGUUUGCUGAUGUUGACGCCAUCAUUGUUGGUCACUUGCAAAAUGGGUUCCCUCAUCGUGUGGGAUGUGCGCACGGGUGAGCCAGCGCGUGAAGUUAAACUUGAUCGCGCGAAUUCUCUACUCUGUCCAAAAAAAUUAAUGCUCACCGGUGAUGCUGUUGUGUGCGACUAUGGAAAUGAGUUGCGUGUGGUGCGUUUUCCUAUCGUUUCCGAUAAAUACAGUUGAACGCGCUACGCACAGGUCGAACCACUAACUAAUAAUAAUAAUAAUCAAAAGUGCGUCCACACACAGUUUUGAUGGCAAAAUUUCAAAAAUAUUGUCUAUCUCAACCACUAUGUACGUCCAUACCACACACACACCCACACUCACACACAAAUCACCAGAUUGCCUGUUAACCUAGAGGCUGUGGCUGUAGCCUUGUGGCGUUUAUUGGAGUAGAUGAAUGCAUUGACAACAAAUAUUAUGCAGAAUAAUUCAUUAAAAUGUAACUCAACUUCUCAGAGAAGUUAGUUUAUUAUAUAUUAAUGUAGCUGCGCAUACUAAUUGACAUUGCGUUGGCAUUAAACUACACUGUCCUAUAUAAAAUAAGCACACACAUAUUUAUACAGUUAGUUAUUGUGUAAUGAAACUUAUCAUUGCUUUAAGAGAAUUUGCAUAACUAAAACUAGUUUUUAUUCCUA
This is a messenger RNA of Zeugodacus cucurbitae (melon fly), 5401 nucleotides long. RefSeq names its product sterol regulatory element-binding protein cleavage-activating protein (gene SCAP). Lineage: Eukaryota; Metazoa; Arthropoda; Insecta; Diptera; Tephritidae. Gene Ontology annotation, molecular function: protein binding; sterol binding. The record is from RefSeq and is a predicted model, not a curated record. Bases 939 to 4946 code for a protein of 1335 amino acids. Gene Ontology annotation, biological process: SREBP signaling pathway. The transcript has 10 exons. Gene Ontology annotation, cellular component: endoplasmic reticulum membrane; Golgi membrane.